Molecule: messenger RNA, 1846 nt
Organism: Prorocentrum cordatum
Lineage: Eukaryota; Dinophyceae; Prorocentrales; Prorocentraceae
Source: the annotation of a GenBank genome assembly
GGGAAUUUCCGCGCCUUCUGAGAAGGCCCGCCCUUUCUCACUUCCCCCUUGGGCUCGCAGCCGAAUUCCCGCCGAAACCAUGUUGGCUCGAGGGGACAGCGCGGGUGGGACUGGCACUCGCCAGCUCCACCCCGACCUCGCCCGCGGAACGAUGAGCGGCUUCCUAGACCAGGGCAUGGCGGGGUUCGGGGGCCCCUGCGCUGGGAUGAUGGCGGGGCACCCGGCCAUCAAUAGCGCUGGCAUGAUGGUGGGGCAACUCGCCAUCAAUGGCGCUGGCAUGAUGGUGGGGCAGCCCGCCAUCAAUGGCGCUGGCAUGAUGGCGGGGCCACCGGCCAUCAAUGGUGCCGGCAUGAUAGCAGGGCAACAUGACAUCAGCGGCACGGGCAUGAUGGUGGGGCAACCGGCCAUCAAUGGCGCCGGCAUGACAGCAGGGCACCCGCCCAUCAGCGGCGCCGGCAUGAUGCAACUGGCCAUGAAUGGUGUCGGCAUCACGGCGGGGCACCACGCCAUCAACGGCGCUGGCAUUAUGGCAGGGCACCGUGCCAUCGAUGGCGCCAGCAUGCUGGCAGGUCCCCGCGGCCAGGGCGUGGCAGGGCUCGACGGCCACGGCUCGGGCGGGUUCGUCGAGGGCCACCGGGUCGACGUGUGCGCGGCCCAGCAAGGCGAGGCGCCCGCCGCCGGGCAGCCGCCGGGCACCGUGCCAGAGAAGCUGGUGCCGUUCGUCCUCGGGAUCGUCCUCACGGAGGAGUCACAGCUGACGUCGAACGGUUUUCCGCACGACGCUCCAGCGAUCACUUAUGAUAAAAACAUGAACGAGACGUUCAACAUAGCGAACGCCAUUCUCCCCCAGCUCGUGGACAACCUCCUGGCGGACGUAGUCCUGAACCACGACCAGGACUGGCAGAACUAUCCAGAGGUUGGGAGGGCGGUUGUAACCGCUGGGGGCGAAGAGAAUGGUUUCUGCGUCGGCAUUUGCGCGCCGAGGGGCAGGUGGGCAGUAGGCCUGGGCGGCGGAUGGAAGACCCGCGAGGCCUCGGCCAAGCUGGCUCUCUGCGUCGUGCUCGCGCAGGAGCACCCCAACUACGAGAGGAUCUGCCAGCGGUUCCCAGAGUUUGGCAAGCUGUGCCGGGGCGAGUGCUCCCCGAGCGCGAUCCCUGCGUCCAAGCGGGCCCCCGAGCCCGUCGCGACCCCCACCUUCGGCGCCGCCCCCGUCACCAGGUGGGUGACGCUCGCGGAGCCCUCCACGGUCACGGCCGAGGGGUACCCGCCCGAGGCUCCGGCGGUCAUGCACUCGAAGGAGUUCGGUGCCCUGUUCAACGCGUCGCACGCCAUGCUGACGGAGCUCGUCGGCAACGUGGCCGGCCACGUGAAGCUGACCCACGACCCCGACUGGACCCUCUUCCCCGAGAUCGCGCGGGCCGCGAAGGCCGCCGGCUGCGAGGAGACGUGCAUCUGCAUCGCCACCUGCCCAGACCACAGCGUUUGGGCGGUCGGCCUGGGGGCCGGCUGGAGGACCCGGGAGGCGGCCGCCAAGGUCGCCCUGUGCGUCGCGCUCACCAGGACCCCAUCCCCCAGGGCCCCCACCUCUGGACCGCCGGCCAGCCACCUGCUACCCGCAGUUCGGGGCCGUCUGUGCCCAGGUGGGCCUGCACGUCGGCACCGCCACCGCGGCCCCGGCGGCCUCAACGGGGCCGCCGCCCCCGCGGCGGCCGCGGAACGCGCCGUGGGCCUGACCGCGGUGCGCGGCCGCGCCUAUUGGCUGAUCUGGGUUUGCGAAGACCUGCGUUGCAGUUUUUCCCAACCAUCCUGUGGUGUUGGGUCCUCGUUUUGAAGAGACGGCGCCCCG